GGCGCUUCCGGUAUGGGCAGCGUGGCUCCCGGAGACAAGAUGGCGGCGCCCUUGUCUCUCCAGCUGGAGUUCGGAGGCGGAGCAGAACUCCUGUUUGAUGGGGUACGAAAACAUCAGGUGAAUUUGCCCCACCAGUCUGAACCUUGGAAGCUUCGACAUUUGCUGACAUGGAUCAAAGAGAACCUCCUGAAAGAGAGGCCUGAAUUAUUUGUGCAAGGAGACUCAGUCCAGCCGCCCUCCGAUUGUAGAGGCUUAACCCUCCGCGUUCAGUCCUGAGUGAAGAUGAGAAACAAAGAUCUCUCCCUCAGCUGGGCCUGUCUUCCUAAUCCUCCACGCCACACUGCCCCUGUCCGUGGAAGCGUCUCGCUCUCCCGUAGCUGACGUUUUCGAGGGUGUCUCCACGCCAUCCGCCUCCCGCCAUUACCAUCCUGGAAGAACGGAGACGGUCGACUUCACGCAGCCUUUGUGGAAAUCCUCCCCCUUUUCAAGUCCUUCCCCCUCCCACCCCUUCCUAAAUUUCCCCUCUGCAGUGAGACCAGGAUGGCCUGGUUAGCAUUCGUCCUGUCAUCCCCUCCAUUCGGUGUGGGAGGGCAGCUUGGGGCGCCAGUUCUUUCCAACCCCUGGGAAAUACAAUAGCUAGGAAGCCGAAGAUAGAUUGGGGGGGGGGGAUUCCUGUCGAUCACGAUCCCACAGGCUUUCUGUGGGAUCUUAGCUGAUACUUCGCUUUUUUUUCUUUCACCGCAUCCAUGCUCAGUCCGCAGGGCAGAUUUAAAUUACAGGCAUGAACAGGAUUGUACCAAGCCGGUGAUGACGUGUUGCCUCGGAGCAUUUUAGGACAGAUAUCUCUCAAUCAGUCACAGCCUAUCCCGAUGCUAACCAGGGUUGCUUGGCCUCAAGGCCGUCUGGCAUUCAGCCUAUGGGCACUAGUCUCCAAGGACCUUCCAAACGAGACCACCCCAAAAACCUUUUUAAGGUGGGCGAAUCCGAAAACCCGCAAGGGGGGGGGAAACACCACCCCGCUUUAAUCCUUAACGGAUGCGAACUUCAGUUGUUGGAAGCGGAUUUGCAAGCGACUGUCACAGCCCGUAAGAAGCUAAGGAGGCCGGGCUAAAUUUGCAGCUUGCCGUUAACGAUGGAUCUCCUUGAUGGAUGUCACUUGGUUAGAGAGGGCAGAAUAAAUGCUGCGAGGAAGCUGUGAAAAUUGCAGGGGUCGUUCUCCCUUGAAGAGGAUUAAAAGCAGGAAGGGUCAUAGUUCCAGCAUACGGCAACAUUUUAAAAGGCCUGGCAGGACAACAGGAGUUCUUAAAACCCUAAUUUAAUUCACGUACGGGAAAUAGAUCUUGGCUGAACCUUGGGAGAAAUUUUUGGGAGGGCGGAAAUAAAUCAGCCACGGGACGUGGUUUAAGUGCGCUCCCAGACAAAUCCUGCCACUGCCGAACAGGUUCCUAGACCCACAACCUGUUCUCUUAACAGCUUCUCUGUUUUCC
Thamnophis elegans (Western terrestrial garter snake) is the source of this 1487-nucleotide messenger RNA. RefSeq names its product ubiquitin related modifier 1 (gene URM1). Gene Ontology annotation, cellular component: cytoplasm; nucleus. The transcript is spliced from 4 exons. Gene Ontology annotation, biological process: protein urmylation; tRNA thio-modification. The coding region runs from base 13 to 276 and encodes 87 amino acids. Lineage: Eukaryota; Metazoa; Chordata; Lepidosauria; Squamata; Natricidae. Gene Ontology annotation, molecular function: protein tag activity. The record is from RefSeq and is a predicted model, not a curated record.